AAAACUUACCACUCCAGGUACACCACCGUGAUCGUGAGCAGCUCUUACAACUGCAUUUCUCACUAAAUUUCUUACAAACAGAUUACUUUUUCCAAUCAUUUUUAUUUUAGCUAAAAAUGUAAGCUCAAAAUUGAAAAUCGAUUACUUAACCUCAAUCAGUGACAGAGAGACAAUAAUUUGCAAAUGGCUCCUCGCCUCGUUUCCCAUAAAAGAACUAGCACAGCGUUGCCGUUGUGACUUUUUUUUAAAACUAUAAUUAUGUUUAGAGACUUUUAAAAUGAUUUUGAUAUAAUUAAACACAUAACUAUAAGAUUGUGGGAUAAGUUAAAAUGUAUUUUGUACGAUUUGUACCUUGUGCUUUCAAAAUUUAUUAAUUUAAUAAAACCUUUAUCAACCAGAAAAGUUGGCAACGUAGUUAAUCAACGUAAUAUUGGUUGCCUUCAUAUCAGGGACAGAUCAGAUUAUGAAUAAAGACAAGUUUUGAAAUAUUUACCAUUUUUUACAUACCUUAUCUGUGCAUUAUAUAAAUGAAAGCUAUUUGUGGAAGCCAAAAAGCAGUUCCAAAAAACAGACAGAAAACUAACGUCAUCUUAUUCGGAUUUCCAAUAUACUUGCCGCAAGGAACAGCCUAAAAAAAGGCUUUUUAUUACUAACUUAACAAAGUUGUAAAUAUUUAAAUAAUCAAUUUACAUUUUUGGCAUCUCCACCUUCUAGUGGUUUCUGCAAAUAUGCUUGUCUAAUCGGGACUUUAUACAAAUUCGGAAUUAAAGUUCUAGUUAACAAUUUUGUAAUUUUUACAUUUGCCAUUUUAAUGUCAAAUGUCAUAUUAAACAUACAAUUUUGAAACAUACUUGAUUAGGUACCUACACAGGCGUACAAGUAGAUUUAUUUUAGGCAUUCCUCUGCAUAUUACCGUGUUUAUAUAAUCUUUAAAAUGUGAAUAAUAGUUUUUUAUCUACACUUUUUGAUACUACAAGCGACGAUAUUUUCUGUAGAAUAUAUAAAUUUGUUCCGAUCUUCGUUCUCUCCUAAUUAACACGACUGUUUCUUUUUGUCCGGUUUUGACACACGCCUAUGAUAAGAUAUUAAAUUAUCAUUAUCAGAACGAGUUGUUAUUUUAAUGCUUUUGCCCAAUACUCGUAACAAUUUCUACAAAACAUUUAGUUUUGUACCUAGUUAGUUACGUUUUUAGUUAGAUUUAGUAGAGUUAAACAAAAAAAUAAUGUUUUCCAAUAAUAAACACAUUUUAAAUCGUUUUAUAUUAGUAAAAAAUAUUCGUAAAUAUUCAGCAAACGUUAUAAAAACAGAUGUUGACAUUCAUUCUUCACAAUUUUUGGAAAAUAAAGAAAAGAUGACGCACUUAGUGGAAACGCUAAGGAACAAAACGGCGGGUAUUUUAAAAGGAGGAGGAGAAAAAACAGUAAAGAAACAUGUUUCAAAAGGAAAGUUAUUUGUUAGAGACAGAAUCAAGUUACUUUUGGAUAAAAAUAGUGCAUUUUUGGAAUUAUCAACAUUGGCCGCGAAUAAUAUGUACGAAGCAAAUAUUCAAUCGGCUGGUGUCAUUACUGGAAUAGGAAAAAUUAGUGGGAGAGAAUGUAUGAUUGUAGCAAAUGAUGCAACGGUUAAGGGUGGUACUUAUUAUCCCAUGACUGUUAAAAAGCACCUCAGAGCUCAAGAAAUCGCCGAACAGAACAAUAUUCCUUGUAUAUAUCUGGUAGACAGUGGAGGUGCUAAUCUACCUAACCAAGGAGAGAUAUUCGCAGACAGAGAUCAUUUUGGCAGGAUAUUUUUUAAUCAAGCCAAUAUGUCUUCCAAGGGAAUUGCACAGAUAGCUGUUGUCAUGGGCUCUUGUACAGCAGGUGGAGCAUAUGUACCAGCUAUGGCGGAUGAAUCAGUGAUAGUCAAAGAGCAAGGUACCGUAUUUUUGGCAGGGCCACCAUUGGUAAAAGCAGCUACAGGAGAAGAGGUGACCGCUGAAGACCUUGGAGGCGCUGAUCUUCAUUGCACAACUUCUGGAGUUACGGACCAUUACGCUCUAAAUGACGAACAUGCCAUUUCAAUUGCAAGAAAAAUAGUUCAAAAUUUAACCAAUAAACCACCAGUAACUUUCGAUGAACCAUUCGAAGAACCCUUGUAUAAUCCCGAAGAUCUCUAUGGAGUUAUAGAUACCGAUUUGAAGAAACCUUUCGAUGUUAGAGAGGUUAUAGCUCGACUGUUCGAUGGGUCCAAAUUUUACGAGUUUAAGAAAAAAUACGGCGAAACUCUGGUUUGUGGGUUUUCAAAAUUGUAUGGGAAAAGUGUGGGUAUUAUAGGAAACAAUGGCGUUUUGUUUUCUGAAAGUUCGAUGAAAGGAGCUCAUUUUGUGCAACUUUGUACGCAGAGAAAAGUGCCGAUUAUAUUUUUACAAAAUAUUACUGGAUUCAUGGUUGGUCGACAGGCUGAAAUGGGCGGCAUAGCCAAACACGGUGCCAAAUUGGUAACGGCAGUAGCUUGUGCGCAAGUACCGAAAUUUACAGUUAUUAUAGGUGGUUCUUAUGGAGCUGGCAAUUACGGAAUGUGCGGAAGAGCAUAUUCUCCAAGGUUCCUUUAUAUGUGGCCCAACGCGAAAAUAAGCGUAAUGGGUGGACCACAGGCUGCUGGAGUAUUAUCACAAAUUGCUAGUCAUGGAAAGGAAUGGACAGAGAAACAGAAAAAUGAAUUUGAAAAACCCAUUAUUGAGAAAUUUGAUAAAGAAGCAUCACCAUAUUAUAGUAGUGCAAGAAUAUGGGAUGAUGGUGUAAUCGAUCCUAAGGAUACCAGAAAGAUAUUGGCUUUAAGUUUGGCUGCUAGUUUAAAUAAACAGAUUCCAGAUACUAAAUUUGGAGUAUUUAGAAUGUGAAAAUUUAAUAAAUUUUAAGAAAUAAAAAAUAAACUAUUUUACUAUAAUAUUUAUUAUUAUUAUUAACAAAGCUUAAAAAAAUAUUUAUUUAUUUUGAAACAACCGUCGUAUCCCUUUUCUCGAUGCUCCUCAAAUGUUUCUUUUUUAUCUUCUUCAAUUUCUUAGUAUUCGUAAUAACUUGAACCACCUCAGAUUUAAGUCGAUUUUCUUCUUGUUUUUUUAAAUUGUCUCUUCUCCUUUGUUUUUUCAAUUCGCUUUCUUCCUUCUUGGCAGCUUUUAUACUGUUUGACAUUUCUUUUAUAUUUUUUAGCUUUUCCCUCAAAGCUUGUUUUCGUUCUAAAGAGUUGCGAAUGCCUUUGGUUUUUAUUAUAGAGCUGAAUUUUUUUCUCUCAGAUUUCCAAAUUUUACCAGAUUUUGGUUUUCCUCUUGGAACCAAAGAUGGAUUAUCUUUUGAUGAUUUUCUAUAAAUAUAUACAGUUUUUAUUAGAGUAUAAACACAUGAAAAACUAAUUACAAUAAACACAAUCACUCAUCACUGUAAAAAGCUUUAGUAAGAGGACACUGAAAAUGGUAAGUAUUUGCAGAGGUAUUUGACAAAUGUGUAGUGUAUGAAGACUAGAGAGAAGGAGGCGAAUUGGCAAUGGACAAAUUUCAAAUUUCCGUUCUUUUUUUUUUAUAAAGUUCGCAAAAUUGCCUGUAGUUGGCAUGUCUAAUGACAGCGAAGUCAAUUUUCUAUGUAAGUCAAUGUAAAAUGAAGUGAUUUUUUAAAAAAUUGGUGCAAAGAAUCAAAAUAAUGUUGAAAAAAAGUACCUGAGUACAAGUAACAUGAGUGACAAAAAAUAUCAAAG
Messenger RNA from Psylliodes chrysocephalus, 3726 nucleotides. The record is from the annotation of a GenBank genome assembly. NCBI's taxonomy places the organism in Eukaryota, Metazoa, Arthropoda, Insecta, Coleoptera, Chrysomelidae.